Messenger RNA from Tachysurus vachellii, 5709 nucleotides. Its product is annotated as interferon-induced very large GTPase 1-like. NCBI's taxonomy places the organism in Eukaryota, Metazoa, Chordata, Actinopteri, Siluriformes, Bagridae. The transcript is spliced from 4 exons. The coding region runs from base 195 to 5381 and encodes 1728 amino acids. Gene Ontology annotation, molecular function: GTP binding. The record is from RefSeq and is a predicted model, not a curated record.
ACACACACACACACACACAAUCAGACACACGAGUCUUUCAGAGCACAACGCUGUCUGUACACUUUUAUGUCUAAAAGAGAAGCGAGCUUAACAGCUGUAACUGGACAUCACUGAAAGAUGUGUGUGUUUUGUAGAUUCUGGUUGUUUCGGUGAAAUUUUACUUUCACUUUAGAUUUCUCCACCCGAGACACGAAAUGGCGUCGGGAGAAGUGUCAGAACUGAGGAUUGUUCUGUUGGGGAAAAGUCCCUCACAUACCAGCAGUUUGGGAAACCUCAUCCUGGGCAAUUCUGUGUUUGAGACUGAAGAUUCUCCACAUUUAGUAAAGCCGUGUAAGCCUGUCAGUAGACAGGUAGAGGGAAGAAAUAUCACCAUCAUCAAUGCACCUCAUCUGUUUGACCCACAGCUCUCUCAGGAGGAACUGAGUCAGAGAAUAAGAGACUGUGUUUUACAUGAACGUGGGCCUCAUGUAUUUUUACUUGUGGUGCAGCCUCACGACUUUACAGAAGAGGACAGAAACCAACUGAGACGCAUCCUGAACAACUGUAGUGAUGAAGUGAUAAAAUCCUCCAUUGUGAUAACAGUAGACGACUAUGUCACAUGCCAGAAACAAGACCCAACAGAAGAGAGACAGGAAACAAUAACUGGGCAUGAAUUAGCAGAAGAUGUAUCAACUUGUGAAGAACAGAAAAAGCUUGAAAUGACAAAACCAGAGCAACUGAUGAUCAGAAUGAAGCUUUAUGAAAAGUACAAAGAAAAAAUGAAAACAUCAGAUGUUCUUCAAAUAACUUUAUUACAAGAGGAGCCUUAUAGAGAGGAGAACUUAGUGGAAACCUUUGUACAAAGAAUGCUAAUGAUGGACUACAGAGCAAGGUACAUUACAACUGAAGAAGACUCCAGCAGCUCUGAACACACUUACUUAAACACCGGAGAUAAAGAAGACAAUGAUGACUUUGAUGAUUUUUUUUUGACAAAGACAGAAUCUUUGGACAGUGAACCCCAUAAAUAUACUAUUCACCCCAUGGAUGUCCAGAUGGCCGUGUUCCACUGCUCUGAUCAUUUCCUAAAGCAGCUAAUAGUGACUAAACUAGAUCAGUGUCAGUACGCUCUGCCUCUGCUGGUGCCCAAUCCCUUCACCAGAGAGAUUGAGUUUCCUCUCUGGACUUUUCGCCAAAUCAGAAAGAGUUGGAAGAGUCACUCUGCUGCGGUCAGUGAGAACCAGGCCAUGUCUGAAGCUCAAACUCCAAUGGUGGCUUUCUUCAGACUCGGCUCUGUUUCUUCAUCCAAGUCUCAGCUGAUGAACAGCUUGAUCAAUGAAAAUCAUCACACAUUCUUCCACAGACACUGUCCAGGAAGCAUCAAGAACCGGCUCCUGAUGGAUGGAGUGGUGGAGAUCGCUUGGUUCUGUCCAUCAGGGAAGGAAACUGAUUAUUUCACUGACUGUGUGGCAUUCUGUAAUCUCCAUGGUGAUGCAGAAGCUAAUAAAGAGCAACUGGAAAUCCUGAUUGAAAUGUCCUCAGUGAAUGUUGUACUUUUCUCUAAUCAUGAAAAAGCAGCAUAUAAGGAGAUUAUACAGAAGCUCUUUAGAGACGCCAAACCACUGAUCUGUGUACUUUCUGAGGACAAAUCAUGUGCCACUAGAUCUAAGAGUGGAAAUUACAGAAUUGGUCUUAAAGACAGAAAUCAGUCAGAUGUAGCCAAGAAUCUCAGAACAACCAUCAAAGAGUGUCUUUCAAAGUCACCAUCAAUUUUUAUAACUGAAGAUCUGAACAAACCUGAAGUGAUUACAAAAGAUGAAGAUGACCCUGAAUGUCAGAAAGGGAAAAAAGCUGCAGAGAUGAUCAUGAGCAACUUAGAGGGAUAUGAUGGUUCUAAAUUAAAGGAAACAUUUCUGCCCUGUCAGGGGAAGUUAUGGCACGACUGGUGUCAGAUGAACAAAGACCUGCACAGACUUCAUGGGAACAACAUAGAAAUGCAGAAGUCUGAAAAACAAGAAAAAAUGAAGAAAACCCGUGAAGAUCAGCAUAAUUACAGACUCUCUGGUCUUAUUGUACAGUUCACCUCCUCACUGCACGUUCUAGGAGAAAAUGAAAGAUUAUUCUUUUUAAAAUGGGUUGGGAUUCUCCUGGACAAACACACCUCAGAUGAUCUUUCAGAACUUCAUGACCAGUACAAUGAAAAGUGGAAGGCAGUUUUAGACCUAAAGAAGAAACAUGACAAAUCAGAUCAAAUGAAGCUAGAACAAAAUGAGCUUGAGAAAAUUUCAGAAAAACUGAAUGCAGCAACUUUUGGUUUGGAACACAUCCUCAGAGAGAUGGGCCAAAUAUACGAGGCUUUUAUUUCUGUAAAACAAUCCAAUGAACAAUAUAAAGAAAAAACCUUCACCUCUCUCCCUAAGCUUGCAGCAGAAGUCCUGAAAUCUGGUCAUCCACUGGAGCUGAUGGAUGGAGAUGCUGCUCAUGUUCCUCUGAUCUGGGUUUCAGCAGUUCUAGAUGAACUUGUGAAGAUACUGGGGGAUCAGAAGGUGUUUGUGCUGUCAGUUAUGGGAAUUCAGCGCUCUGGGAAAUCCACCAUGCUGAAUGCCAUGUUUGGUCUCCAGUUUAGUGUCAGUGCUGGAAGGUGCACCAGAGGAGCCUUCAUGCAGCUGGUCAAAGUGUCAGAGGAGAUGAAGGAAGAGCUGAAGUUUGACUACAUUAUAGUUGUAGAUACUGAAGGACUUCGAGCACUUGAGCUUGCAGGAAAAUCCACUCGUCAUCAUGACAAUGAACUCGCCACAUUCGUUGUUGGUCUCGGAAACCUGACCUUAAUCAACAUCUUUGGAGAGAACCCUGCUGAGAUGCAGGACAUCCUUCAGAUUGUCGUUCAGGCCUUUCUGAGGAUGAGGAAGGUCCGACUGAAUCCCAGAUGCAUGUUUGUCCAUCAGAAUGUUGGAGACAUCACUGCUGGAGAGAAAAACAUGGAAGGAAGGAGACUCUUACAGGAAAAACUGGAUGAAAUGACCAAGCUAGCUGCUAAAGAAGAAGACUGUGAAGCUGAUUGUUUCAGUGAUGUUAUUGAAUUCAAUGUACAAGAUGAUGUGUAUUAUUUUGCAAAGCUCUGGGAGGGCAGCCCACCAAUGGCACCACCAAACCCAUCAUACAGCAGAAAUGUCCAGGAUCUAAAGAAAGACAUUUUCAAAAAAGCUACUCCGUCUGCUGGUAUCACUCUCUCACAGUUUAAAUCACGCAUUAGUGACCUUUGGAAUGCAUUACUCAGUGAGAACUUUGUGUUUAGCUUCAAAAACACACUGGAGAUAGCAGUGUACAGAAAACUGGAGAAUGAGUUUGGAAAAUGGACCUGGACCCUCAGAAGUGCCAUGUUAGCAAUUGAAGAAGAUCUUUAUAACAGAAUUGAAAAUGAAAAACUUGAAGAAAUUAAAGAACAGGAUCUUUAUUCUUCCAUGGAAAAGACCAAAGAGGAAGUGGACAACUCAAUGAAGAGUUGCUUUGAAGAGGACAAAGACAAAGACAUUUUAAUUCAGUGGAGAGUGAGAUGUGAAAUAAAAAUCAGAGAACUUUAUGAAGAUCUUGUCAGAAACACCAAACAAAAUGUGAAUGAAGUUAUACAACAUCAACAUGCACAAGAGACUUUUGAACUACAACGCACACAAAAAGAAUACGACACCAAACUGUUCAAUCGGAGCAAAGACCUCGCUCUGACACUGAAAAGUGAAAUUACAGAUGAACAAGUUCUUAAAAAAGCAUUUGACGAAUUGUGGGACAAAUGGGUCACUGAGGUGACACGAGACACACCUGCAGAGAGAACUUUUAAUUUUUGGGAAGAUGCUGUACAGAUUUUGUCUUUGGGUAAUGAUCAAGCUCCUGUGUAUAAACGAAGGUCUCUGUCAGACUACAGACAAAUAGACAAACUGGUAGACUAUUUACCUUAUGUUGCAAAUCUCAAAAGACAAAAGUUUACUCAUUACAUCCCUGGCAUGAAUGAACUCUCUUAUGAAGACAAUCACUUAGUACAAACUCUGGUUAGAAAUGUGAUCAAAGAGACCGAUGGAAAAAUCAAGACGACAUGCAAGAAAAUCACAAGACUCGGGUACAAAGACAGCUAUAUACAGGAAAUAACAGACCUUGUCAAGAAUAGAGUUGGAGAACAUCACAGUGAGAAACAGAGAAUUAAGCUCAAAAAGGAGUUCACUCUGGAUCUCUGCCUUCUUGUGUGUGAACUUAUGAUUAGCAGAUUUGCUGAGCACCAUAAACAAUUCAGGGAUGCAAAUGAUCCAAGAGUUUAUCUGUCCAAGAAGAAACCUCAGUAUUACAGCGUCUUUGGAAACUACUGCAAAGGAGCAACAACAACAAAAGUGUUUGGUGAACUGAUCUGCAGUAACCUGAGAGAAUCCAUCCUGCAAGCAGUUUACAAUAAAUCUGCCAUUGAUUUGGCAACACAGAUCAGAUACAACAUGUCAGAGUUUAAUGGCAACAGGUCAAAUCUUGAGAAACACAUCUUGAAAAGUCUUGUAGAAAAAGCAGACUUUAAGAAGUACAUGGAGUACAUUCAUAAUCCCCAAAAUCACUUCAAAAAUUUCAUUACAGAGAAGGUUAAUGAGUACAUUUCUGAGAACAACACAGUUCUGACCCUUUUUAAAGGAAAUCUAAAAGAGAAAGUGGCGACUGUAAGAAAUGCUGUUCACAUUGCAACUGAAGAGGUCAAGAACAGCUGUGGUGAUGCAGACAUGUGGCUGAGAAGUUUCACCAGUUUACUAACAGCUAAACUGAGCUUAAAAAAAAUAACCUUCACUGAUCACAAAGACAUUACAGACUUUGAUUUUCUACAGCAGCUUGUUAGUGAUGGUCUCACUGACAUGAUGUCAGAACUAGACAAAAGCUUUAAAGAUGUAAAAGACAUCAAAAUUGAGAAGUCCAGGAAUAAGCCAGAUGCGCUUCUGAUCGAACAUCUCUGUGAAUGUUGCUGGGUUCAGUGUCCAUUCUGUAAAGCCAUCUGCACCAACACAUUAGAGCAUCAUGAUGGAGAUCACAGUGUCCCCUUCCACAGGGUACAGGGUAUAAAUGGGUGGUUUUACAGUACAACAACUAAUCUCUGCUCUAUUUUCUGCACAACAUAUGUGCAAAGUAAUGCAGGUUUCUACCCACAUGGUAGUGAAGGGGUGCGUAUUCCUUACAAAUUAUACAGAACAGCAGGAGGAGUCUAUGCAACCUGGAGCAUCACCCCAGACAAUUCACAGCUCGCAUACUGGAAAUGGUUUGUGUGCAGAUUCCAGAAAGACCUGGAAAAGUACUAUGGUAAAACAUUUCAGGGUGAUGGUGAGAUCCCCAAAGAGUGGAGAGGCUUCACUAAAGAACAAGCUAUUGAGAGUUUGGAUCAAUAUAUCUGAUGAAAGACAACUCUGCUAAACAUAACCUAGAAUAAACAGCAACUUAAUUAUGAACCAGUUAUAUUACCUGUGUUAGUAACAGAAAUGACAAAAAAUAUAAUCAGUAAACAUUUAUUAGAUUCUAUUCUAUUAGAAUAAUCACUAUACACACACACACACACACACACACACACACACACACACACACAGUUUUACCUUUAUACACAGUCUUUUUUUCUCCUUCUUGACAUUUAAAAAUUAAUAAAGUUAUCAGUAGAAAUAUUAGUCCUACGUUGUGCUUGAUAAUCAGAUUUUUUUUGUUAAAAGAAUAAAAGAAUAUUAAAACAAA